Messenger RNA from Didymosphaeria variabile, 1371 nucleotides. RefSeq lists its product as uncharacterized. Gene Ontology annotation, cellular component: eukaryotic translation initiation factor 3 complex; cytoplasm. Gene Ontology annotation, biological process: translational initiation. The coding region runs from base 1 to 1371 and encodes 456 amino acids. The transcript is spliced from 3 exons. Gene Ontology annotation, molecular function: translation initiation factor activity. NCBI's taxonomy places the organism in Eukaryota, Fungi, Ascomycota, Dothideomycetes, Pleosporales, Didymosphaeriaceae. The record is from RefSeq and is a predicted model, not a curated record.
AUGUCUGACGCAGAGGAGGAAGUCAUGGCGAACGAGUACCGCGAGGCGGCCCAGUACGAUGGAAUGGACGACCUCGAUCGGGUACCGUCCAUGGGCAGCGGCGGAGACAUUCAGGCGCAACUCGCAGCCGCAGCGACACCUCUCGAGUUCCAAGCGACCCUUGAGACCAAAUUUGCGAGCUACGACAACUACUGCAACCUGUUCCACUUCAUCUUGAACUCGGACGGGCCUGUAGAUAUCGAUGUUCCCAACUCUUCGUGGGCCUGGGACGUCGUCGACGAGUUCAUCUACCAAUUCAACAGCUUCUGCGGCUACCGCCAAAAGGUCGCUUUCAAGCACGAGAACGGGGAGGAGAUUCAACUUCUGCGGGAGAACCCUAACACGUGGGGUUGCUACAGUGUGCUCAACGUCUUAUACUCUCUCAUCCAGCGAUCACAAAUAAGCGAGCAGCUGAACGCGGUCAAGCGAGGAGAGGAUGCGAAACAAUACGCAGGAGAGUAUGGCUCAAGGCCGCUGUACCAGAUGCUCGGAUACUUUUCCGUCAUCGGUCUUCUGCGCGUACACUGCCUGCUGGGAGAUUUCAGUCUGGCACUCAAGACGCUGGACGACAUUGAGCUCAACAAAAAGUCCAUGUUCCCCCGUGUCAUGGCCGCUCAGUUCACCACCUAUUACUACGUUGGUUUCUCCUACAUGAUGAUGCGCCGCUACGCCGACGCAAUCCGCAUGUUCAGCCACAUCCUCGUCUACGUCUCUCGGACGAAGAACUUCCAGAAAAACGCCCAGUACGACUCGAUUACGAAGAAGAACGACCAGAUGUACGCUCUCAUCAUGAUCUGCGUGGCCUUUCACCCUACCCGACUGGACGACACCAUCCACACGGCGCUUCGCGAGAAGUACGGAGAGCAGUUCAACAGGUUACAGCGCGGUGGACCUGAGAACCUGCCCCUCUUCGAGGAGCUUUUCCGAUCCGCCUGCCCCAAGUUCAUCAACCCCACCCCGCCAGAUUUCGAUAACCCGGAAAUCAACAUCGAUCCGGUUGAGCACUACCUCGGCAUCUUCAUGGAUGAGGUCAAGAACACCAUGAUGUCGCCUACGGUCAAGAGCUACCUUAAGCUUUACUCCACAAUGGAUUUGAAGAAGCUUGCUGGAUUUCUUGAGGUCGACCCGGAGAAGCUGAGGUGCUGGCUGCUUGUCAACAAGCAGAGGAACCGACAGUUGAGGUGGAGCGAGGGUGGACUGCUUGAGGGGGAUAUUGUGCACAGCAGCGACCUUGACUACGCCAUGGAAGGAGACCUUAUUCAUGUCUCUGAGGCGAAGGUGGGUCGCAAGCUCGUUGACUGGUAUCUGCGCAACCUGGCUAGGACGUAUUAG